This is a messenger RNA of Acanthamoeba castellanii str. Neff, 2148 nucleotides long. RefSeq lists its product as uncharacterized. The transcript has 11 exons. The coding region runs from base 1 to 2148 and encodes 715 amino acids. The record is from RefSeq and is a predicted model, not a curated record. Lineage: Eukaryota; Discosea; Longamoebia; Acanthamoebidae. Gene Ontology annotation, cellular component: cytoplasm. Gene Ontology annotation, molecular function: sphingomyelin phosphodiesterase activity.
AUGGAGCGUGGCAGCAAGUCCGCUUGGGCUCCCCUUGUAGAUGAGGCCACCGGCAAGGCCUACUGUGGCCACGUGCAGACGAGGUACGCGACGCGGCCGAACCGUCGCUUUUCGUUCUUUUUAUGGUCCGGUCUGUAUUGGGCGGGCAAGCUGCUCACCUGGCCCGCCGAGAAGACCGUCGAGACCUACCUUUACAUCUUCAACCGCGACAUCAAACCAGGCAGGUAUGAACAGUGGUCCACCGUUCGCGGGGAGAAGAUCCACCGCGCGCUGCUCCUGGUGGUGAUGGUACUGUUGGGCACCAUUGCCGUCCUACUCUUCCCCUUCGUGACUCUGCGCACGCAGAACUUGGGCUUUCUGCCCCACCUCAGCUCGGCCAACAACCUCGCCAAUCCGACGAAGCGUGUCAAGUACCUCCUGCAGGAACUCCAACUCGGCAGGGACGACGUGCUAUGUUUCCAGGAGUGCUUCGACUUGGCCGCCACGAAGGCCAUCAUCCGGGGUCUCAACCGGGAGCCGAAGCAGGGCCUGAGCUCCGGCCCGAGGCUAGCGAGACACGACUCGGCCGGCGAGGCCCAAGACAUGCUGCGCCGGAGCCACCCCUCGGACGAAGACGACCUCGAAGGCGGUCCCACCGUCUUAAAAAAAGAGAAGCCGAUCUAUCCAUGGAUCGUGGCGGACUGCGAUCCGCGUUCGUACCGUCUCAACUCGGGGCAGGUCAUUGCCAGCCGCUACCCGCUUGCCAACCCCGAAUUCGUGCGCUACACCGAUCGAGUCGGCGAGGACAAGAUGGCGGGCAAGGGCGUGCUCGGGUGUACUGUGAUCUUGGGAACGACCGCCGAUGGCCGCAGUCUCAAGCUGACCAUCUUCACAACGCAUCUGCAAGCGGGCAGCGCCCCUCCCAAAGAUACGAUCCACCUGCAGCAGAUCAGGACAGCCGCGAAGUUCGUGCGAUACUACAACCACAAGCACAUCGACGAGCGCCAGGACGUGUGGGUCGGCGCCGUACUCAUGGGCGACUUCAACAUCGCGCCGCUCAAUGGUGACCCCGAGUGGUGGGGCAGUGGGAAGCUCACGUGGGAUCGGGAGUGGGCGGCCAUGAACCAGGCCUUCCACGCCCACCACAUGAAGAACUUGUUCUACGAGGAUACGGAAGACGGUGAGGUGCGCACGCGCAACCGAGACCUGUUCCUUCGGUUCCAGGACGUGUUUGCCGACCGGCUGCGGACCCUGGUCGACGAGAUCAAAGAGGUGCGCGCCUCGGCCGCUGGCGCCGACCAAGACGGGGAGGCCCAGGCGGGCACCCGAUUGCGCAUCGACGCCAUCGGGCUCACCAAUCGGAUCACGGCCUGGCUCGGCCGGCGGGAGGAGGCGAGGAGCGCCCGAGCGCGCGCCCGGGCCGCAGCGGCGUCGGACCAGCAGCGCAAGGGCAAAGGUAAGAAGAAAAAGGAAAAGAAGAAGGAAGGAAAGAAAAAGCGGGUGAAGCAGGCCGAAGUGUUGGUGCAGACCAGCGACAUCGAGGUGGUGGACGACGACGACGAAGAUGAAGGUGGAGACAGAGACGGAGACGACAGCGACAGCGACGAUGGAGAGGCGGAGGUGGCGGAGCUGAGGGACAUGCUGACGCGCGAGCUGGUGCGCCAGGCGCGCGCUGUGACGGGCUGGCGGCGGACCGACCAGUGGUUCGCCGAGGAGCGGCCGCACCAGCACCGCGAAGGAGCCGCCGACGAGGCUGAGGCCGAGGCACAGCCGCUGGAGGCAAUGGUGGAGCUGCUGCGGCAGCUGCGGGCCAUCCCGAGUGACCCCGUCGUGGAGCUGUUCGCCCACGAGCGGCGGCUCGCUCUGCUGCGCCGGGCCGAGGGCGGCCACGACCAGGAGCGCGGCAAAUGGGGCCGGCCCAAGCUGCGCUGCGAUCCGCGCGUCGAGUACGUCAUCCCCGGCACCUCCAUCGACAAGGACCACUACGAGGGGAAGUUUCCGGACGAGGUGGACUUCAACGACAUCGACCACGUGUGGUCGCUGGAGAGGUUCCGGGGCGCCGAGCCCCGGAUGGAGCGCGUGCGGACGCGCUUGGUCGAGUACCACCCCUUCUUCUACACCGACCACCUCGGCAAACGCCUCGAAUUCCAGGUCGUGCUCCAGGACUGA